Acanthoscelides obtectus is the source of this 240-nucleotide messenger RNA. The record is from the annotation of a GenBank genome assembly. NCBI's taxonomy places the organism in Eukaryota, Metazoa, Arthropoda, Insecta, Coleoptera, Chrysomelidae.
AUGGAAGCUGAUCAUAUCCAUGCACUUAUCGAACGAGUUAUAAAGAAACAACCAACCAUGAAAAUAUGUACGCCAUGGGACUGGCAGCAACUUAUAAGAUCAACCGGAGCCACAGUUUUCGAGAUGCAGUUAGAUGACUUCAAAAACUUCGAGGCCUUAUAUUCCGGCACAGGAUCACCUCUCAUUCAAAAGAAACAGACAGUAGACAAAGAAAGCUUUUUACUGUCAUCAGCGGUGUGA